This is a messenger RNA of Lasiosphaeria miniovina, 1479 nucleotides long. RefSeq lists its product as uncharacterized. The record is from RefSeq and is a predicted model, not a curated record. NCBI's taxonomy places the organism in Eukaryota, Fungi, Ascomycota, Sordariomycetes, Sordariales, Lasiosphaeriaceae. The annotation marks the transcript as partial. The transcript is spliced from 5 exons.
GAACCGGACGGGCGAGGUACCUUUGGCAUCAUCAAGGCUUGCAUUGUUACCCUGGCGCUGGCUAUCUACACGUCGCUCCACCUCAAAGUUGCGGCCGAAGACGAGAGCGGGACGACCAAGCGACUUCGGAAGGCAAAAUGGGUCGCCAUCGCCAUGUUUGCCCCCGAGAUGGUCGUGUACAUUGCCUGGUGCCAGAGACACGAAACAAGACGACUUCACAAGGACGUGCAGAUUGCACUGGAGCAGGGGGUAUGCCCACCAAACAAACGGAAACACCCGUGGACCGCGAGACACAGCUGGUACGCCUUCAUGGGCGGGUUUGCCCUCAGUACCACUCCUUCGACCCCUAAAGACGACGAGUACAUCCCCGGCUCGCCCCAGCUCUGCCUGACACGAGAAGGCGUGGAGAUCAUGGCGCGGGACGGGCUGCUGCCCGACAUUCCGAAGCGUCACAUCGACGACAAGAGCAAAGCCGACAGCCUGGCCAAGCUGUUCGUCGUCGCCCAGUCGUCCUGGAUGAUCCUGCAGUGCGUCAUGCGGUGGUCGUCCGGGCUCUUUGUGACAGCCCUCGAGCUCAACACGCUGGCGCAUACCGUGUGCGCGCUGGCCAUCUACCUGAUAUGGUGGGAGAAGCCGCUCGACGUCGGGGAGGCCACCAUCCUCGCGGGCGAUUCCUCCAUCAAGACGGUUGCUUCGGUCCUUUGCAAUACGUUUCCCGAGAGGCCGAAUGAAGACCUCGCCGAGCCAAGCUUUGCUGUGGGCUACGGGAACGCCCAAAACCAGUCACUAGCUGCCCCUAGAGCUGAGCCUGGAGUGCACACAACACUGGCCCAGAAGCCCCUUGUCCGGCAAGUCUUACUCUACGAUACCGAGAAGGGAAUAUUCUUGUCGCGAGACUUCGAAAGCACAUCCCCACCCUACCUACUUUCGCUACACGGGACCCUAAGUUCCAACUCGUGGGAUCUGCAGCAUCAUCUUUCGCACCGCUUGCCCUACGUAGAGCCUCUUGCAAGACGUAUCCUAAGCUGGCAGCAGUUCCUCGACCCGCGAAUGAGCUGGGACGGCGUCUUGUCGGUGGGCGUGUUUGUGUUUGUCACGCUGGCGUGCAGCGGCAUCCACGCGUCGGCCUGGAACGACGAGUUCCCCUCGGCCAUCGAGCACCUGCUCUGGAAGGUCUCGUGCAUCUAUCUGCCGUGCUACGGAAUUCUCGCCAUGGUAAUCAUAACCGCGAUCCAUAGAUCUUCCAAAAAGGACAUGUUUGUUUUCAGGCUGCGAGACAUCGGGCGGGCACUCUCGCCCUACUUGGGAGUCUUCAAGCCUUUUCUCUUUGGCCCAGGCGCAUUUUUCUUGGGAAGUCUCACUUUGGGCUUCGUUGGAGCAAGGGUCUACUUCGUUGUGGAGUCGUUUCUUGCCCUUCGUAACAACCCUCGGGCGGCCUAUGACACACCGAACUGGACUCAGUACCUGCCUCAUCUUUAG